Messenger RNA from Emericellopsis cladophorae, 1512 nucleotides. Its product is annotated as nitrate reductase (NADH). The transcript has 4 exons. NCBI's taxonomy places the organism in Eukaryota, Fungi, Ascomycota, Sordariomycetes, Hypocreales, Bionectriaceae. The coding region runs from base 1 to 1512 and encodes 503 amino acids. The record is from RefSeq and is a predicted model, not a curated record. Gene Ontology annotation, molecular function: oxidoreductase activity; molybdenum ion binding; FAD binding.
AUGGGGUAUGCGUAUGACGGUGGCGGCCAUGAAGUACAACGGGUCGAAGUGUCAGUCGACGACGGCAAGACGUGGCUGUACUGCCUCCGCAGAUUCCCCGACGCGCCGAUUCGGCAUGGCAACAAUAUCACUGUCCGGUGCUUCAAUGUAUUCAAGAACACGCAGCCACGAGAGCCCGGUUGGAACAUCGUGGGUAUGAUGAACAAUUGCUGGUACGUUCUUAGGCCAGGAAUUGUUGAUGACAAAGACCCGAAAGAGGCAACCCUCGUCUUCUGGCAUCCCACAGAAGUCGGGAGUGGCGAUGAGGGAUGGAUGAAGCCUAGUGUCGAGAGCCAGAUCGCCGAAGCCAAGCACAAAGAUGACUGCUGGAUUAUGGUUGAUGGAAAAGUGUACGACGCCACCAGUGUUCUCGAGUGGCAUUCCGGAGGAGCAGCCGCCAUUCUUGGCCACGCCGGGCAAGUUCAUCAGGAAACGAGUGACGAAUUUGCAGGCAUACACGACGACUACGACUACCAGAAGCUGAAAGAAUGUGCUCUAGGCACUGUGACGGACAAGGCUGCAAAUUUCAUCAAGCAAAAUGCUGAACAAGCGGCCAAGAAAGCUACAGAAUCCGGAGACGCGCAGUCAAAAAUCAUCCUGGAGAAACAUCGCUGGCAACCGGUCAGAAUGAUUGCCAUGCGGGAGGUGUCUAAGGAUACUCGUACUUGCAGGUUUCAGCUGCCCGGCAACAUCAAGGUGCUUGGGUUAGGGACAUGUCAGCACGUUGAGAUUGGUUUCCACCUCGAGAAUCGCAUGCUGGUCCGCAGUUACACACCCACAAAGCCGUUACUUUCUUUGCAAGGGAUUGACGAGAGCGAUAAGAUGUGGGUUGCCAACGGAAGUCCUGAAGACGGCACUGAGCGAUCGUCGGUAGAUGGAGAGGGGAUGUUCGACCUGACAAUCAAGACAUACUUUCCCGACCAGGACCAGCCUGGGGGCGCCAUGUCCAACAUACUGGAUUGUGUCCCUAUAGGCGAGGAAGUGGAAAUGAAGGGUUCUACCGGAGAGAUUGAGUACCACGGCAGUGGUGAAUUCACCAUUGAGGGUCAAAGGAGGGACUUUACUCGAGUCUCGCUCGUAUUAGGGGGCUCCGGCAUCACUCCUGGAUACUCACUCAUUACACGCAUUUGGCUGACAAAGGGGGACAAGACGCAGCUCCGGGUAGUAGACGCCAAUAGAACAGAGAGCGAUAUACUGUUGCGCGACGAGCUUGUCCAGUUCGAACGAGACCCGCAAGGGCAACUCCAGUUCACACACGUGCUGAGCCAUACGAUCGACACUUGGCAGGGCGAGAAAGGCUAUGUCAAUGAGGAGAUACUACAGCGCUGUCUGUUUGCCCCUGACGAGAGCAAUGUUGACUUUCUGUGUGGGCCCUCUAGGCUAAUCCAGAAGGCUGCCCUUCCAGCACUGAAACGUAAAUUGUCGAGCGAGACGACGCCCUCUGAUGGACAGUGCGCUGACUUGCGAUCCUAA